Cuscuta campestris is the source of this 2063-nucleotide messenger RNA. NCBI's taxonomy places the organism in Eukaryota, Viridiplantae, Streptophyta, Magnoliopsida, Solanales, Convolvulaceae. The record is from the annotation of a GenBank genome assembly.
CAAGAAAAAGUCAAAAGUCCCAGACCUCCAACCAAAUUUGCAGAGACGAAAGGAACUCAAGGAUCCAAAAGCCAUUGCUCCGAUUCAUCCGGUUCCAAAUGCCUCAAAUCACAAGACGCGCCACCAUUCUUGAUUCCCUUGGCGAAGAAAUCGUCAGAAUCAUCAUCCCAGUAUCAGUCUGCAUGUUCUUUGUCGUUCUUCUUGUAUCUGUACUCAACACUGACCCAGAUCCCUCCCCGCCGCCGCUCACCACCAUAGCCACCGCCGCGUACUCCGAGAGCAGCUCAGACUCGGCGUGGGACAAGCUGAAAGGUGCCCUUUUGAAUGCCCUCGUUUUCAUAGCUGUUGUCACUGUCGUGACCUUCAUUCUCCUCUUGAUGUUCUAUUACAGAUUAACCAGUUUCUUGAAAUACUACAUGGGUUUCUCUUCUUUUCUUGUUUUGGCGAUCAUGGGCGGCGAAAUCUCAAUCUUCUUGAUCAAAGAUUUUAGCUUUCCCAUCGAUUUCGUGACGUUUUCCUUAGUUUUGUACAAUUUCACUGUGGUUGGUGUCCUGGCUGUGUUCAUGUCAAAAAUGGCAAUUCUUGUUACACAAGGGUACUUGGUUAUCAUUGGAAUGCUUGUUGCCUAUUGGUUUACACUGUUGCCCGAAUGGACGACGUGGGUGCUUCUCAUUGCAAUGGCAUUGUAUGAUCUUGCUGCAGUUUUGUUGCCUGUUGGGCCUCUGAGGCUAUUGGUUGAGCUUGCAAUCUCAAGAGAUGAAGACAUCCCUGCUCUGGUUUAUGAGGCCAGGCCUGUCCUCAAUCCCCAUUCCAUUCCUAGGGGAACUGUCCUACAAAGGAGGGUAUGGAGAGAAAGACCUGCAACCGAAUCAAACCCAAACUCCGAUUCUAUAUUGGGUUCAUCUCCAAUCAACAGGAACGAUGAGAAUGAGACGAUUACAAUCGCAAGAGACGAUUCUGAACUUGCUGUGCCUUUAAUUCAGCACAUAGUAAAUGUUGACUUGAACUCACAGGAAGGGCCUUGUGAUGGCAUGGCACCUGAAGGAGUCGGGUUAGGCUCGUCCGGUGCAAUUAAAUUGGGAUUGGGAGAUUUCAUUUUCUACAGCGUACUAGUUGGGAGAGCUGCCAUGUAUGACUUCAUGACCGUAUACGCUUGUUACCUCGCAAUCAUUGCCGGUCUUGUGAUUACUCUCAUGCUUCUUGCUUUCUAUCAGAAAGCUUUGCCAGCUCUGCCUGUUUCUGUCAUGCUAGGUCCACAGAGUUGCAGCUUCUGACCAGAGCUCUAGGUUGCCGUCUCGACGCUCACCGUUCAAGUUUCCAGCCACUGCUGCUGUCUAUUUCCGACGAGAUAGGCGGAUCACUUAACACUUGUUUCACAUUCCAUUUAGACCUCGACACAAUUGUGUGAUCACAUCAGGUCAAACAACACUAUCACUCUAUAUACAAGAUUGAAUACACACGUUUGUAUUCACGAUCUGAGCUCAAAAUGUAACGCGUGUGUUUAUAACACAAUUUAAUUAGACAUAAAUAUUCAUUUUUAAUCACUUAUAUUAUAAAUGCAGAAAACAGUUAGGUACCCGUUAAUAUUAUGGCCUUUUUCCAUCCAAAAAAUGUGUACUCUUAGUUUCUAGAGUUGUAACAUACAAAAUACAACCCACUAUGCCCCUAGCUCUGUUAAAAUUACAUUUCCCCCUUUACUUUGCUUUUGUUGCGUCCAAACAGGCCUUCCUCACUACCCACUACCUUUUUGAUAAUGCUGAGAGUAAAUGAUUCUCCACUUCCCACUCCAUAUAAUUCUUUCUAUUCGACCCACGCCAACCAACACUCGGAGUAAAUGCUUGAAUCGACAAAUGCAUGGAGUUGGGGUGGGCUAAUUUGCGAUGCAAUUUGGGAGUGGGAUGAGUUGCAAUUUGAUUCCGGGCUGCGGUGCAAUCUGAGUGAGGUGAUGUAAUGGAACAUCAAGACAGAGGUGAUGCGGUGUAAUCUUCUUUUACAUCAAGACAUAUAGCCAUUCUUUAUUUACUACUCCGCGUAUAUAUUAGCUAUUUAUAAUUGGUUUUGGG